Monomorium pharaonis (pharaoh ant) is the source of this 3169-nucleotide messenger RNA. RefSeq lists its product as uncharacterized. Lineage: Eukaryota; Metazoa; Arthropoda; Insecta; Hymenoptera; Formicidae. The transcript has a single exon. The record is from RefSeq and is a predicted model, not a curated record. Bases 1940 to 2593 code for a protein of 217 amino acids.
AAUAAAAAAAUUAAGUCAUAAUGUUUUAUAACUAACAUGCAUAAAGAGCUGUGCAGUAUACAUAUAUAAUAAAAUUACUAUUCGAUUUUUGAUUAUUAUUUUCCGAGAUAUUUUAACUGAAAGUGAAUUUGACAGCUAAAUUUCAGAUAAAGUUUAGUAGCGGCGUGACAUUUGCGCAGUGAAGUUUGCGUCAUGCAGCACGAUUCUUUAUGUACUUGGCGUUGCGCCGCUACCGCGUCGCUUAAUAAAGCAAAAGAAAAAUUUAUAUAAAAUAACAGAUAUAAUAUAAUUAACAGAUAAAAUAUAAUUAUUUAAAUUAACUAAGUUAAAAGUUUUAUUUUUUUAAUUUGAGUCAGGUUUCCAACUUUAUCAUUAUUCAACUUUUGACUUUUCAGUUAUUACGCAAUCCUGCAAUUUAUUACAGCAAAUGGAAAGAUUAAGAAGCAAAACAAAUGGGAUAAGCGGUCAAAUAAUCAUUUCUUUAAUUGCACCUCACGAUUUGCAAAUCUUUUCUCUUUUUUCCUUGUCGGACGUUUGAUUAUGCUCUAUUUACUUGAAAAACAUAGAAGAUAGAAGACGUAAAAUAGGAAUUUCUCCGUGAAUUCAUUGAUUAAAGUGUAUUAUCAACUAUGUAUAAUACACGAGCCACGUGCAAGGAGAAUGAAACGGAACAUUCGUGUACGUGUAAUUCAAUCUCUCGAUUUGAAACUUGUCUGUUUUUUUAGCAGAAUGUUCUACAUAGGAAGCAAUUUUUUAACAUCUUUUCUUUUCCGUGUAAUGUGGCACAGGAUUAUGCAACAACGUAAAUAAAAAACUAAAGUUUUCAAGCACUUAAAAAAUUUAUUACGCAGAGACAAAAUGCGUAAAAGAAUAAAUUAAAACAAAUCCUCCUUUCUAAAAAAGGGCAUGGCAUCGAUACUCGAAUCUCUCGAAGUAUUGUUGUCGCUUUUCCGCGAUGCCGAUUGGUUCUCUUGCUGCGCUUACUUCGUGAGCGGCUGUCAUUGCGGUGAUCGUGUGUUUUGACAUUUCAUGCAUAUAUUGAUGGUUAUGUGUAUAUAGUGAUUAUAUAUAUAAUAAAUACAAAAUAUUGGUGUCAGUUAUAUAUCUAAGAAGACUAUUUCUUUUAAUUAAUAUUUUUAAUAUUUUUAUUAAUAAUAAAUGAUAUUGAUAUUUUAUGAUAUUUUAAUGAUAUUUUUAUUGAUAAUCAUAAUUUCUUGAAAUAAUAUAAUGAUAAUGUUUGUACAUGGCAUAGACAAAGGCUGCGUUCGGGGAGUGCGCUAUUUGCGCAAUUUGCAUCUGAGACUGUUCGAGGAGACGCUUUUCGGCGCUAUGAAAGCAAUGCUGACGUCAUGACCGAAGUAAUGUGACGUCAUUAUUGGCGCUAUUUCGCGCUAUCUUUUCCGAGGUAGGGCAGGAGAUGCUAACAGAUGCUAACAACGCUGAUUGGUCCACAUUUUCUUUUCAAAUAGUUGGAAUCGUGGUUAUAUGUACACGGAACUCAAAGAUUAUAAAUCAAAGGAUUAAAAUUAAGAAAAAACAGUCAAUAAUGGAAAAAGAAGAAAAUACAGAGAUUUCUCUUAUAGAUGAAAAUGGUAUAAAUUAUACAUUAAAAGUAUCUGCAGAAGAUGCAACACGUGCACAAAAAGGUAUGUAAUUUUAUUUGUUAUAGGUUAAUACUUUAAAAUUUUCAAUUUUUAAUCUGUUUUAAUCUCUUUAACUUUUAGUUUUUUGUACAUUUAUUGUAAUUCAUAAUUAUUGUAAUAAGGUAAUAGAGGUUAUGUGGAUCAUAAAGAUUUGCUAAUAAUUAUCAAGCGUAAAUCAAAUAAUAAUAUAAAAAUGGAUAAAUCGGAUUAAAAUAAAUAUAAUGAUUUAUAAUUUGUAUUUGUAAUUUUUUAAAUAUAUUAAUUUUAGUGUAUUAUCUAUUAUUUUUACAGAUUUGAUGUUUGCAACGAGUCUUUUAGAAAUGGCAAAGAUGCAAUCUAAUACCGAAUCAACUGUUUCGUCUAUUUCUGAUGAAGGAGAUAGUAAUGAGUCAUUAUUUAAAUGGUCUCAUGCAGCAACACUCUUUCUAGUAGAGGAAUAUCGUCGGCAAGAAAAGAAUCUGACAUCGGGCAAAAUAUCUCAGAAGAAAGGAUGGAACAAUAUUGCAUUAGCGUUGUCUACUAAAGGUUAUAAUGUCACUGGAUCUCAGUGCAUAUCAAAAUUUCAUGGAAUGAAGAGGACCUAUAAGUCCAUAAAGGAUCAUAAUUCGAAAUCAGGGAAUAAUCCAAGAUCAUGGCCUUAUAUGGAAGUCAUGGAAUCGUUACUUGGAGAGCGACCUUUCAUGUCACCACCAGCAAUUGCUUCUUCAAGUAACACUUGCCACUUAAAAAAUGUAUUAACUCCAUCCAGUGCAAACACACUUAGCGAUGUAGACUUAACCAAACCAAAUCCACGAAAGCGCAAAGCACAAGAAGAAACAUUAACAAUUGCUAAAGCAAUUACUCAAAGUCGACAAUUAGCCGAGAACAACAAAGAACAGAGACACAAGGAAAGAAUGGAUUUUCGAAAAGAAAUGUUGGGAUUUAUGCAAAAAAUGUUGGAAAAGCUGUGAUGUUUUUAAAAUUUAUUUAAUAUUUUAAGUAUAAAACGAGACAACAUUACAAGCAAAAUCAUAACUUUUUAAAGUAUUCUAAACAUAAAUAGAAUACUUAAAAAAGUUAUGAAGUUGUUUUCUUCCAUGCAAUUUCUUUAUAGUUUUUAUUACAUUUUUAGUAUUGCUAGUAUAUCUAUUGUUUUUUGUCUCGUCCUUUUUUUCAAUUCUAUAUAUAAACUUAACAUCUAUCUUAUAUCUACUUAUGUUCGCUAUUACAUAUGUAAUUUAUAUAUCUGUGAUAUAUGAGUAUUAUACAUGUGAUAUCUUAAACCAAAGUGUUCAUGAAAGACUAAUAUGCGUAUAAAAUAAGAUUUUUUUAAAUUUAUUUAAUGCUAUAAGUUGAAAUAUCUCCUAAGCAAUGGAAUAAAUGCUCGUUAUAAAAAUUUUAUCUUUAGUUACAUAUAUGUAUAUUUGCUUUUGCGCUUAAUCUACCUCAAAGCACAAUACUAAUUUAUUUUUAUUCAAAGGCAAAUAUUUUAAGUCAAAUACUAUAAGAGAUAAUAUAAAUGUAUUUUUUCAAAUACAGAAAUAAAA